CCUUUCGGCAGGACCACCGUAACCGUCGUUGCCAACAACUCCGAGCAGCCUUUAGGAGCCUGUCUUCGCCUGCUGAGCAGCUUCCUCUCCUGGCCUGCGUUAACUGGAAACAUGCUGUCCUUCGCUUUGAGACAACUCACACGGCCACUGUGCCAGCGGGCCCCCGUUCAUCUCAGCGUCCGCGGCCAGCAGUCCCACGCCGCCACUCAUCCGCUGGAUGACGAUCGUCCGUGGACGGGUCAGGAAAGCCUGGCUCAGGACGACCCAGAGAUGUGGGACCUGCUGCUGAAGGAGAAGGACAGGCAGUGCCGUGGUUUGGAGCUCAUCGCAUCGGAGAAUUUCUGCAGCCGAGCGGCUCUGGAAGCUCAAGGCUCCUGUCUGAACAACAAAUACUCUGAAGGCUACCCAGGGAGAAGGUACUAUGGUGGAGCAGAAGUGGUCGACCAAAUCGAGCUACUGUGUCAGAAGCGAGCCCUGGACGCCUUUGACCUGGACCCGGCCCUGUGGGGCGUCAACGUCCAGCCGUACUCCGGGUCUCCUGCUAACUUUGCGGCCUACACCGCCGUUCUCAAACCCCACGACCGCAUCAUGGGCCUGGACCUUCCUGAUGGAGGACAUCUGACUCAUGGCUACAUGUCUGAUGUGAAGAGGAUCUCUUCAACCUCAAUCUAUUUUGAGUCAAUGCCCUACAAACUAAAUACUGCGACAGGACUCAUAGACUACGACCAGAUGGAGUUGACGGCCAAGCUGUUCCGUCCCAGGCUCAUCAUAGCUGGCACCAGCGCCUAUGCCCGCCUCAUUGACUACGCCCGCAUCAAGAAGCUGUGCACCGACAUCAAGGCCUACAUGCUUGCGGAUAUGGCUCAUAUCAGCGGCCUGGUGGCAGCCAAAGCUGUUCCCUCCCCCUUCGAACACGCUGACCUGGUCACCUCCACCACACACAAGUCGCUUCGAGGAGCCAGGGCCGGCCUCAUCUUCUAUAGGAAGGGUGUUCGCUCAGUGGACAAGAAGGGAAAGGAAAUUUUAUACGACCUGGAGGACAAGGUCAACUUUGCAGUUUUUCCCUCCCUGCAGGGAGGACCUCAUAAUCAUGCCAUCGCUGGUGUAGCUGUGGCACUUAAACAGGCGCAGUCUCCCAUGUUCAAGGAGUACAUCGCCCAAGUACUAAAGAACUCCAAGGCCAUGGCUUCAGCUCUUCUCAGCAAAGGCUACACCCUUGUAUCAGGUGGGACCGACAACCACCUGGUCCUGGUGGACCUGCGGCCUAAGGGCAUCGACGGUGCCCGGGCUGAGCGGGUGCUGGAGCUGGCGUCAAUCACUGCCAAUAAGAACACCUGCCCCGGGGACAAGAGCGCCCUGACUCCCGGUGGCCUCCGGCUAGGUGCUCCAGCCCUGACCUCCAGACAGUUCAAAGAAGCCGACUUUGUUCAAGUUGUCGAGUUCUUGGAUGAGGGCUUCAACAUUGCUUUGGAUGUCAAGAAAAAGACAGCAAAGCUCCAGGACUUCAAGAACUUCCUGCUUCAGGACCCAGAGACGAUGGCUCGCAUCGCAGCCCUGCGCCACCGCGUCGAAGAUUUUGCCAGGCCCUUUCCCAUGCCCGGCUUCCAUGACCAUUAAGCCACAGGUCUGUUACGGCCGGGCGGCAGAAAGCUGGCUGAGUAGAAAUGUGAGAAAUGGAGAAAAUGGAAAAAUGUCAUGGCAGUGAAAUGUGGUCGGUGCUUGUGAAUUGGGAUUAUUUCAGUUCACUUUUUUCCAAUUUGAUCUGGGACACCAUUUUUUUUCAUAAUUCUUUUCAGUCAUCUAUCAAUCUAUUCUUGUAAAAACAUGGCCUCUAUGAUACAGAACAAUAAAAUUUGACAGAUUUUGUGGAGAAGAAGAAGAAACUAUUUUCUGAUGUGUGAAGAUUUUGUCUUCACACUAUUUCUUUAAUGCAAGUGUGUGGGAGCAAAAACGAAAAUCUAAUCAAGGGCAGACAACACUUGCCGUCACAGUCUCUGUGACUUGAUAAGUAUAUAAUUAGUAAUUAGAAUAAAAUAAAACUGAGAGUCUUAAUUCUGUAAAGAGUCUUAUCUAACCUCACUAAUGUGUUUUAUUAUAUUCACAGGGAGGUGUGUGUAUGACAGCUUUGUACUGUCGUCAUCUUCAUGAUGUGAGGGGGUUGUUCCGUUGGGCAGUUAUGUGCUGGUCUUUUUCUUGGGGGGGUAAAUAAAUAAUCUCAAUAUCUAAUAGUUUAUUAUAAAAACACUACAAGCUUAUGCCAUCAGAGACAAUUCUCACACAGUGUUGAACAAAAAUCAAAAGCUUCAAAAGUAGAGUAUAAUGAGUGUUUGUCUGGUUAAAUUUCAACAUGUCAGAAAUCUAACCCACGAUAUCAUUUCCUUUUGACGCUUUUGUGAUUGCGUCUUCUUUCUUUUUUUCCAGCUUAUCAUAGAUGUCAAACUUUAAUUGCUCUAUUUUAUGACAGAAUUGUUAUAAAUAACAAAAUAGAAUAAUAACAGAAAUGCCAACCUCUGCUAUUCCCUUUCGGUGUGUUUACAAAGACUUUAUACUUUUCUAUAUGAUAUUUAAAAAAAAAAAAUAAAUAACCGUGUCAUUUUCACAAUUUUACAUACUGCACAGUAUAUCUUACCAUGCUCAUUUGGUAUACUGCAGGUACAUACUAUUACAGUCAUGUUUAUUUUUUUUCCCGUUUCAUUAAUCAAAACUGUGAAGCCGCUUGACUUGAUAAAACAAUUUCAGAGCAUUUGAUGUAAUCUGGUUCCCAGAUUGGCGCUGUUGUCAUUGUCACUGCAUCAGUGAGGAAGCUUGAUAUCUGUUUGUCAAAUGGUCCUACAGCACAAUGUAAAAAUUACAUGGUACUUUAUUCCUUUGCAUUAAACACAUCUCUUAAGUGCACCAAUACAUGCAACCUGUCUACGUUAAAAUCCAUUCUUCACCAGACUUUACCAGUAAGUAUUUUAUUACAGUGUUCAUGAAUCAGACGUUCAUCUCCGAAACGUUGCCAGCCAUUGUACACCAAUACUAUUUUGAUCUUUCUUUUACAGAAUAUUUUUGUUAGUCCUAAUAAAAUCCAGUAAUGCAAACAUA
Molecule: messenger RNA, 3087 nt
Organism: Mugil cephalus (flathead mullet)
Lineage: Eukaryota; Metazoa; Chordata; Actinopteri; Mugiliformes; Mugilidae
Gene: shmt2
Product: serine hydroxymethyltransferase 2 (mitochondrial)
Exons: 12
Coding region: 112-1617 (501 amino acids)
Biological process (GO): purine nucleobase biosynthetic process; folic acid metabolic process; protein homotetramerization
Cellular component (GO): BRISC complex; mitochondrial matrix; mitochondrial inner membrane
Molecular function (GO): glycine hydroxymethyltransferase activity; serine binding; protein homodimerization activity
Source: RefSeq, a predicted model, not a curated record